AUGUCCAUCAAACGCCGGCUGCGGCGCCUGAAUGCCGAGGACGAGAAGGUCCCAGAGGCUCCGAACCCGAAAGCAGCGGCCAAGGGCAAAGCGGAGCCGAAGGCCGCGGCGGUUCCCGAGGAAAAGCCCAGUGGCCUCCCAGAGAGAAAGUGGAUUGGCCUUCCCAAGUACGAGCUGCGGGCCUUGCUUUGUGGCGGUGGCUGGCCAGCAGACCCAGUUCUCAUGGAGGAGGAGACAAUCGACGAGCAGAAGGUGCAAGAGCUCACAGAAUCGCUGAGUUCCUUUCGGUCGCUUCUUGCCCGCAAAAUGAGCUUCCGCCAGACGUGUGCCUACAGUGCACCAACUCUUCGGAAUCUGAGGCCGGUUCACCGAAGCAUCGUGGAUGGUGGCCGACUUCAGUUCUAUGAGCGCUACAAGAAGCAGUUUGCAGCAGAGGUUUCCCGGUGGAAUGCAGAGAUGUCGGCAAGAGAAGCCAAAGAAGAGGCCGGAGAAAAGAACUGGCAGUCCAUGAUUCGGCAACUGCGGGGCGAGUGA
Molecule: messenger RNA, 534 nt
Organism: Symbiodinium sp. CCMP2592
Lineage: Eukaryota; Dinophyceae; Suessiales; Symbiodiniaceae
Source: the annotation of a GenBank genome assembly